Gymnodraco acuticeps is the source of this 3814-nucleotide messenger RNA. RefSeq names its product NLR family CARD domain-containing protein 3-like. The transcript is spliced from 9 exons. The coding region runs from base 210 to 3404 and encodes 1064 amino acids. NCBI's taxonomy places the organism in Eukaryota, Metazoa, Chordata, Actinopteri, Perciformes, Bathydraconidae. Gene Ontology annotation, molecular function: protein binding. The record is from RefSeq and is a predicted model, not a curated record.
AUCAUUUAUAAGAUAAAUACAAUACUUAUAUGUAAAAAAAAAUAAAAAUGUUUAUAAAAUGUGUAAAUCUGACAAAUAUUUUUUAAAUCAAUAACGUAGAUUUUAAUUUGAAAAUAUUUUAAAAUCAAUCAAAUUUGUUUUAAAUAGAAUUAUUUUGUUUUGUUUUUCAAAUCAACAUUUUAAUAUAUUACAUUUAUUUUUACUAAUGAAUGAACUCAUUGAUGUCGGGUUCAGGAGCCAUUUUGCUGACUCAUGUUAACGGAGAGGAGACGCCAUCUUUAUCUUUCUCUGAUAUCAGUAUUAGGAUGCAGCAGCAGAGACCUGGACCUGGUCCUGGACCUGGACCUGGACCUGGACCUGGACCUGGACCUGGACCUGGACCUGAAGAUGGACCUGGAUCCAGCUGUGUGUCCAUGAAGAGUGGCUGGUCUAUGGAUCCCCCUCUUGUCUUUGAAUCUGGACGUCCUGCAGAGGGAAGGAAGCAGAAGAAGAGACAUAAACCUGGACCUGGACCUAAACCUGGACCUGGACCUGAAGAUGGACCUGGACCUGAAGAUGGACCUGCAGAUGUACCAGGACCUGGACCUGAACCCAGACCAGAACCUGGACCUGAAGAUGGACCUGGAGAUGGACCUGGACCUGAAGAUGGACCUGGAGAUGGACCUGGACCCAGCUGUGUGUCCAUGAAGAGUGACUUUUCUAUGGAGUCUCCUCUUUACUUUAAAGCUGGACAAAGUGCUGAUGAAAGUCUCAGGAUCCAGCAGCAGAGACCUGGACCCAGCUGUGAGUCCAUGAAGAGUGACUGGUCUAUGGAGUCUCCUAUGAACUUUAAAUCUGGACAAAGUGCUGAUGAACGAGUUCUGCAGGAGUUCUCAGAGGUUCCCAGUGAUCAGUCCGCCCCGAAGCAUCACACAGACCUGGACUCCAUAUUUAUGCUGCUGGAGGACAACAUCGUGACUUUUGUGAAAAACGAGCUGAAGAAGAUCCAGAAGGCUCUGAGUUCAGAUUACCCAGAAGGCUUAGAGAGUCAGAGUGAGGAAGAGGAGGUGUUGGAGGCUGAGGAUGAAGAGCAGAGGAGCAGCAGAGAGGCAGUUCUGAACAUCACCCUGCACUUCCUGAGGAGCAUGAAGCAGGAGGAGCUGGCUGAGCGUCUGCAGAGCAGAUCUCCUGCUGCAGUGUGCAGUAAACUCAAAUCCACCCUGAAGGAGAGGUUCCAGUGUGUGUUUGAGGGCAUCGCUAAAGCAGGAAACCAAACCCUUCUGAACCAGAUCUACACAGAGCUCUACAUCACAGAGGGGGGGUCUGCAGAGGUCAACAAGGAACAUGAGGUCAGACAGAUUGAAACAGCAUCCAGGAAACCACACAGACCAGAAACAACCAUCAGACAAGAAGACCUCUUUAAAGCCUCACCUGGAAGAGAUGCACCAAUCAGAGCAGUGAUGACAAAGGGCGUGGCUGGCAUUGGGAAAACAGUCUUAACACAGAAGUUCACUCUGGACUGGGCUGAAGGCAAAGCCAACCAGGACAUCCAGUUCAUAUUUCCAUUCACCUUCAGAGAGCUGAACGUGGUGAGAGAGAACAAGUACAGCUUGGUGGAACUUGUUCAUCACUUCUUCCCUGAAACCAGAGACGCAGGAAUCUGCAGGUUCGAUCAGUUCCCGGUCGUGUUCAUCUUUGACGGUCUGGAUGAGUGUCGACUUCCUCUGGACUUCCUCAACACUGAGAUCCUGACUGAUGUCACAAAGUCCACCUCAGUGGAUGUGCUGCUGACAAACCUCAUCAGGGGGAAGCUGCUUCCCUCUGCUCGCCUCUGGAUAACCACACGACCUGCAGCAGCCAAUCAGAUCCCUCCUGAGUGUGUGGACAUGGUGACAGAGGUCCGAGGGUUCACUGACCCACAGAAGGAGGAGUACUUCAGGAAGAGAUUCAGAGAUCAGCAGCAGGCCAGCACCAUCAUCUCCCACAUCAAGACCUCACGAAGCCUCCACAUCAUGUGCCACAUCCCAGUCUUCUGCUGGAUCUCUGCUUCAGUUCUGGAGGAGGUGUUGAAAACCAGAGAGGGAGGAGAGCUGCCCAAGACCCUGACUGAGAUGUACAUCCACUUCCUGGUGGUUCAGUCCAAAGUCAAGAACAUCAAGUAUGAUGGAGGAGCUGAGACAGAUCCACACUGGAGUCCAAAGAGCAGGAAGAUGAUGGAGGCUCUGGGGAAACUGGCUUUUGAGCAGCUGCAGAAAGGCAACCUGAUCUUCUAUAAGUCCGACCUGACAGAGUGUGGCAUCGAUAUCAGAGCAGCCUCAGUGUACUCAGGAGUGUUCACACAGGUCUUUAGAGAGGAGAGAGGACUGUACCAGGACAAGGUGUUCUGCUUCGUCCAUCUGAGCGUUCAGGAGUUUCUGGCUGCUCUUCAUGUCCAUCUGACCUUCAUCAGCUCUGGAGUCAACCUGCUGGCAGAAGAACCAACAACCUCCCAGCAGUAUGAGGUCAAACCUGAACUAACACAUCUCUACCAGAGUGCUGUGGACCAGGCCUUACAGAGUCCAAACGGACACCUGGACUUGUUCCUCCGCUUCCUCCUGGGUCUUUCACUGCAGACCAAUCAGGAACUCCUACGAGGCCUGCUCACACAGACAGGAAGUGACUCAGGGACUGAAGAGGAAACAGUCCAGUACAUCAAGAAGAAGAUAGAAGAGGCUCCCUCUCCAGAGAGAAGCAUCAACCUGUUCCACUGUCUGAAUGAACUGAAUGAUCGUUCUCUAGUGAAGCAGAUCCAACAGUACCUGAGUUCAGGAAGUCUCUCCACAGAGAAUCUCUCUCCUGCUCAGUGGUCAGCUCUGGUCUUCAUCUUACUGUCAUCAGGAGAAGAUCUGGACGUGUUUGACCUGAAGAAAUACUCUGCUUCAGAGGAGGUUCUUCUGAGGCUGCUGCCAGUGGUCAAAGCCUCCAACAAAGCUCUACUGAGUGUCUGUAACCUGUCAGAGAGAAGCUGUGCAGCUCUGUCCUCAGUCCUCAGCUCCCAGUCCUCUAGUCUGAGAGAGCUGGACCUGAGUAACAACGACCUGCAGGAUUCAGGAGUGAAGCUGCUGUCUGCUGGACUGGAGAGUCCACACUGUGAACUGGAGACUCUCAGUCUGUCAGGCUGUCUGGUCACAGAGGAAGGCUGUGUUUCUCUGGCUUCAGCUCUGAGCUCCAACCCCUCCUCCCAUCUGAGAGAGCUGGACCUGAGCUACAAUCAUCCAGGAGACUCAGGAGAGAAGCUGCUGUCUGCUGGACGUGAAGAUCCACUCUGGAGACUGGAGACACUCAGGAUGGACCAUGGUGGACUGCAGUGGUUGAAACCUGGUCUGAGGAAGUGUGAGUGCUUUAAGUUUGAUUCCUCAGAGCUGCUCAGGUUACACUGCACAUGAGAUCCAGAACACAACAAAGUGAACACAGAACCAACAGAACCAACAGAACCAACAGAACCAACAGAACCAACAGAUACACAAUUCUUAACAGAAAGAUCACUUCUUCUUUUCACUGUUAUAGGUAUAUUCUCAUAUAUUUCAAAUGAAUCUUUUUUAGUUUAUAAUUAGAUGUUUUUAACAGGAUGAGAAGAACUACAUCACAUUCAAGAUGACUCCAUCACAUUCAAGAUGACUCCAUCACAUUCAAGAUGACUCCAUCACAUUCAAGAUGACUACAUCACAUUCAAGAUGACUCCAUCACAUUCAAGAUGACUACAUCACAUUCAAGAUGACUCCAUCACAUUCAAGAUGACUCCAUCACAUUCAAGAUGACUCCAAUACGUUAAUACUGCAUCCCCACUCAUUCUCCA